AGGGGUUAGGGUCUGUGGAUAAGCUGAGAUAAGCCCCUUAUCGCAAUCAUACCGAGGGGCACUUCUAAACAAAAUUUGAGAUGGUCGUCAAGGUCCCCGCAGUCACCCGGUCUUGUUGGCAGGGAAUAGAACGCUGAGAUAUCCGCUCUAGCAGCAGAAGAAUAUCCCUCGCAGUAAGACUACUGAUAGCUUACGGAGGACAGGUACUUUCGGCAAGAUCAGAGUUACAUAAAAUGGGCAAGAAGCGUUCAAGAGAGGCGGACGGACAAGGGGACGUCACCAUGACUGACCCCCCCGCCAACAAGAGGGACGAAGACGACAGCUCGGAUGAUGAGGACAUGGACAUUGUCAACGUAGACUUUGAGCUUUUCAACUACGACCCACAAAUCGACUUCCACGGCGUGAAGACGCUUCUCCGGCAACUCUUCGACACCGACGCCCAGCUCUUCGACCUGUCUGGCCUGAGCGACCUCAUUGUCGAGCAAAAUACCAUCGGUUCGACCUGCAAAGUCGACGACAAGGCCAACGACGCCUACGCCUUCCUCACCGUGCUCAACCUCCAGGAGCACCGCGCCAAGAAGCCCAUCGCGCAGCUGAUCGAGUACCUGACGGACCGGGCCAAGACGAACGACAGCCUGGGGAGCGUGGUGCCAGAGCUCCUAGCGUCGGGGAAGCAUGUGGGGUUGGUGCUAGCAGAACGGCUGCUCAACAUGCCAGCCGAGGUGAUCCCACCGAUGUGGACGUGCAUGAUCGACGAGAUCGAGGCGGCGGUGGAGGACAAGGAGCCGUACGAGUUCUCGCACUACCUAGUGGUGUCGCGGGGGUACCGCGAGGUGGCGUCCAGCUUGGACCAGAGCGAGCGGAAGCAGAAGAAGGCGCGCGAGGAGGCCGAGCUGCAAUAUUUCCACCCGGAAGACGAGGAGAUGCGCAAGCACGCGCUCGCCGCCGGGCCGUACGAGUUCACCAAGGAAGGAGAGCUGGUGGCGGAUAGCAAGAGGGCGUUUCAUGAAAUGGGGAUCAAGUCGUGCGGCUUCAUGAUGUUGAUCGAGGCGAGUAAGUUCCAGAGUGCUGUGCAGUCGAUCGUUGAGUAUGUUGGAACAGCCACAUAGGAUAUGGCGGCCGGCAGCGGAUCGGAACGAGGCAGAAAGAA
Messenger RNA from Chaetomium strumarium, 1150 nucleotides. RefSeq names its product p21-C-terminal region-binding protein-domain-containing protein. The transcript is spliced from 2 exons. The coding region runs from base 234 to 1109 and encodes 291 amino acids. Gene Ontology annotation, cellular component: nucleus. Lineage: Eukaryota; Fungi; Ascomycota; Sordariomycetes; Sordariales; Chaetomiaceae. The record is from RefSeq and is a predicted model, not a curated record.